Molecule: messenger RNA, 844 nt
Organism: Capsicum annuum
Lineage: Eukaryota; Viridiplantae; Streptophyta; Magnoliopsida; Solanales; Solanaceae
Product: putative F-box protein At1g47790
Exons: 2
Molecular function (GO): protein binding
Source: RefSeq, a predicted model, not a curated record
AUGGAAGCCUAUGAUAUUCUAUCUCAGAUUAUUGGUAAUCUUCCGGUAAAAUUUUUGUUACGCUUUAAAUCUGUUUCUAAGUCAUGGAAUACUAUAAUAUCGGAAAGUCAGUUCGCGAAAACUGACCUUGAUCUAUCCAAAAUAGCAUCCGAAAUAGUUUGGCGUCCCAAAAAGAAGCUCAUAUUGUUACACAAGAAUGACGGUGUAUUCGAGUUUAGAAAUUUGGAAAAUCCUCGAAUUGCAAUGGGAGAACAAGUCUUUCCUCUAAAGAGAUUUCGAAAUCCUAGUGCCUUGUGCUUGUGUCAUUGUUUGGUAUUAAUGAAGACACCAAUUGAUGAUAUCGAAUAUGCUUUGUGGAAUCCUUGUACCAAUGAAUAUCGAACUUUCAUAUGUCCAUAUCCGAAUGGGAUGACUCCACUUGGUUGUGGAUUGUGUUAUGAUUCUCGUAGCAGUGAACACAAGGUUAUAUUGAUCUUUACAUCUUUUUACGUCGUCUAUUAUGUAAAGAGGAAUUACUGGAUGAAUAAGAAACCAAUUGUUGUUAGCCGAGAAAUAGCACUCGAUGAAAGGUCACAGGAGUGGAGUCCAGGGAUUACGGUUAAUGGUGUUGUAGGUUGUGUUGGUUUAUAUAGUGGCAGCAGCGGGUUCUUUGGUGUCAUCUCAUAUGAAUUGCUCAUUUGGAUCAUGAAUCAAGGAAGUUGGAAUCCGGUAAUGGAAAUUAAUUGUGAGACUGCAGACUUUGGCUAUCGAUUUGCAAGGGAUGUUAUACUUUUGGGCUGCAUAAGAAAUGGUGAAAUUGUCUUUCGAGCAGGAGGGAAGCUUGUCAUCUAUGAUCCUAAACGAU